Molecule: messenger RNA, 2380 nt
Organism: Balaenoptera acutorostrata (minke whale)
Lineage: Eukaryota; Metazoa; Chordata; Mammalia; Artiodactyla; Balaenopteridae
Gene: TMED4
Product: transmembrane p24 trafficking protein 4
Exons: 7
Coding region: 1-1476 (491 amino acids)
Biological process (GO): Golgi organization; intracellular protein transport; positive regulation of canonical NF-kappaB signal transduction
Cellular component (GO): Golgi apparatus; endoplasmic reticulum; endoplasmic reticulum-Golgi intermediate compartment
Source: RefSeq, a predicted model, not a curated record
AUGCCCAGGGACAAUGAGCAGUCGGACAAGUUGAGAGAGCAAUACGGGCUGGAGAACACAGACGGAGACGCCGCCAAGCCUCGCCCCGCCCUUCGGGAGCAGUCUAGCGACAACUGGACCGUCUCGCAUCGUCCCUCCUCCCACACAUCUCUCACCUGGAGCCCAAUCUCCACCUCCUCUCCCAGGGCCUCCAAAGGCCGGACGGGCCGCUCCUCCAGCCGGCACCGGACGCGCCUAAGGCUCCUGCACCCCAGAAGGACUCUCACACCGACACCCGCCCGGCCGGGGUCUCGGGAAGUACCCGUCGGCCCCUGGGCUCCGACUUUCCCGCCUUGCGCGGAUCCCGAGUCCGGACGCCCCGGGGGACCCAAUCUUCCAGAUCUGGGGCCCGCCCUCCAACCGUCCAGAUCUGGGACCCAAGCCCCGGCGCAGGCCAGAACUCUAAGCAGGAUCUGCAAAGAAGGCGUCAGUCGACGCUUACUCUCCACUCCGCCGUGCCGCGUUUAUUGGGAGCGGGGCGUAGGCGCGCGCAUGCGCACUGGGUGUAAACCGCUAGUUGGCAGGGGACCAAACCAACUGCGCAGCCAGAGAGCGGGAGGGACCACCCGAGUGUCGUGCGCCUGCGCACUCUCCCCUCGGCUGUGCAUCCUGGCCUGGAAGACGCGCGCGGGGCGGGGCAGAGCGGACGCAGGGAGGGAGGCACCGCGCACGCGUAUUCUGCGCCGGGUCUUGCUGCGUCGUCGGAGAGCUGGGCGCAGGUGCGCGCAUGCGCACUGGGAGGAGGGGCGCGCGUUGGCAGGUGUCUGGGCUGGGCGUCGGCGGGCAAUGGGGUUGCUGGCGCUGUUGCUCAUCGCGCUGUGCGCGGCGGGCGUCCGAGGGCUCUAUUUCCACAUCGGCGAGACCGAAAAGCGCUGCUUCAUCGAGGAAAUCCCCGACGAGACCAUGGUCAUCGGGAACUACCGCACUCAAAUGUGGGAUAAGCAGAAGGAGAUCUUCCUACCCUCGACCCCCGGCCUGGGCAUGCAUGUGGAGGUGAAGGACCCUGAAGGCAAGGUGGUGCUGUCCCGGCAGUACGGCUCAGAGGGCCGCUUCACCUUCACUUCCCACACUCCUGGUGACCAUCAGAUCUGCCUGCACUCCAACUCUACCAGGAUGGCUCUCUUUGCUGGCGGCAGACUGCGUGUGCACCUAGACAUCCAGGUCGGGGAGCAUGCCAACAACUACCCCGAGAUUGCUGCCAAGGAUAAACUGACGGAGCUGCAGCUCCGAGCCCGCCAGUUGCUGGAUCAGGUGGAACAGAUCCAGAAGGAGCAGGAUUACCAACGGUAUCGUGAAGAGCGCUUCCGUCUGAUCAGUGAGAGCACCAACCAGAGAGUCCUGUGGUGGUCCAUCGCUCAGACCGUCAUCCUCAUCCUCACUGGCAUCUGGCAGAUGCGUCACCUCAAGAGCUUCUUUGAGGCCAAGAAGCUGGUGUAGUGCCCUCUCCAUAUGACCCUUUCCUGUCACCUCAGUUGUUUGGUACUUUCCCCACCCAAUACCUUAUCCAUAUGGAUUUUGAGGGAAAAAAACAGUGAAAAAAAGAAUAUAAGCCACAUUGGUUCCAUGGCAACAAAGCAUUCAGAUCAGCCACUUGUUAACACUGGUUCUCAAGGACACAGGACAUUGGUCCAAGCUUUCAAAGAUCUGUCUUGGGGUUUGUGGGGAGUCAGAACUGACCCAGGGCUAAGUCUUGCUUCUUUCGCCACUAGUGAUUCCUCUCCAUCCUGUCACAAAAUGAGCAAAUGUCUCUCCUAUUGCUUUAACCUCUCUCUUCGUCUGCUUAGAAAGUAGGCGACCAAAAUGCCCCACCGAGGAGGCCCCACCUCACUGCUCCCCUGUCAGUCCUGGGUUCACUCAGUGGCUUCGUGAAUGUAAAUAAGGGGCAAAGGCCCUAGAGGAUUGAAAUGUUUUUCUAUAUAUUAGAACUAUUUUUUGAUAAAAUUAUAUAUUUUCCUUCCUAGUUGAAGUGUUAACUGCCUUUGUGUGACUAGCUAAAAACACCAAUGCAGUCCCUUCUGCAUUGUUUAUCCAUGCAUUCUUGAUAACUACCUACCAUGGCAGCUCUCAGGAUUUCAGCUCUUAGGGCCAGAAAGCAGACAUCACAGCUGCUCUCAAGGCCUAAUCAGAGGGCCAGGCAGAGAAUUCUCUGGGACACCUGUGAUUUCCAUCACACAGGGCCUGAGUUCAGACUGAGGCAGUGACAGAGCUAGCACAAGGCAGGGCACUCUUACCCUUCCAUUUCCCUUAACCUUUAUUUAAGCUGUGGUAAAUGUUUUCUUCGUGGGAACCAGAUUUGGUUCUUUAUACAGAUUUUUCCAGUGAAAUAAAGCGUGUUGUAGUA